AUGGCCCUCUUUACCAUAAGUGCGCCUGUCAACUAUGAUGAGCAGGAAGCCGCCUUUGUUGACUUUCUCAAGAAUUACAAGUCCAUGUCCACGGAUGCAGCCGACCAGCUAGAGAGUCUCAAUCUCAAUGGCCACGGCGACGACGAGUAUGACAUGGUCGACGACUCGGACGAUCCCGCGCCCAACGCAGCACAAUCGCGCAGCAAGUCCAAGCUCAAGUACAUGAACCAGCUACAAGAAGUAGCAAAUCGCGAGCGCGACGAGAUCCAGAUAGAUCUCAAUGAUCUAGAGUCGUACGAAAAGGCUACCUCAGACGAUGAGCACAACUAUCGGCUGAUCGAGUCAAUCGAGCGCAAUGCCCAUCACUACAUCGAAAUCUUCUCGCGCGCAGUCGACAAGUGCCUUCCCCAACCGACAAGGGAACUAAGCUUCAAGGACGAUGUCUUGGAUGUCAUCAUGACACAGCGUUCCAGGCGCAACGAGAGAAUGCAAGAACUACAGGGAAUCGAUGACAACACAGAGGCUGCGCCCGAAUCCAUGUUUCCCCCAGCCUUGACGCGGCGAUACACGCUCAACUUUAGGCCGAGGAUACCAUCUGGUGCCAGCAGUCAACGCAACACAAAGGCCCUCGCCGUUCGUAAUGUCCGUGGAGAGCACCUGGGUCGCCUCAUCACAGUCCGAGGUAUCGCAACAAGAGUCUCAGACGUCAAGCCCGCCGUACAGGUCAACGCUUAUUCCUGCGACCGCUGUGGUAGCGAGGUUUUCCAGCCUGUAACUACCAAGCAGUUUACUCCUCUAGUCGAAUGUCCCUCAGAUGACUGCAAGAGCAACAAGACAAAGGGUCAAUUGUUUCUCUCAACCCGCGCCUCCAAAUUUCUGCCAUUCCAAGAAGUCAAGAUCCAAGAGAUGGCUGAUCAGGUUCCCGUAGGCCAUAUUCCCCGCCAGCUCACCAUCCACUGCCAUGGUGCUCUGGUACGCCAGAUCAACCCCGGAGAUGUCAUCGACUGUGCUGGUAUCUUCCUCCCAACCCCUUACACUGGCUUCAAGGCAAUUCGCGCCGGCCUCCUUACCGACACCUAUCUUGAGGCACAGUAUGUCAUGCAGCACAAGAAAGCAUACGACGACAUGGUACUCGCACAGCCCACCCUGCGAAGGAUGAAUGAACUUGAGAGGACCGGUCAACUGUACGAAUACCUCUCACGAUCCAUUGCGCCCGAAAUCUUUGGCCAUGUCGACGUUAAGAAGGCCCUCCUUCUUCAACUCAUCGGUGGUGUCACAAAGGAGGUUGGCGACGGCAUGCGCAUUCGUGGUGAUAUCAAUGUCUGUUUGAUGGGAGACCCUGGUGUGGCCAAAUCUCAAUUGCUCAAAUACAUCACCAAGGUCGCGCCUCGUGGUGUUUAUACGACUGGUCGCGGUAGCAGUGGUGUCGGUCUUACCGCAGCUGUCAUGCGUGAUCCAGUCACAGACGAGAUGGUCCUUGAGGGAGGCGCCCUCGUUCUGGCGGACAAUGGCAUGUGCUGCAUUGACGAGUUUGACAAGAUGGACGACAGCGACCGGACAGCUAUUCACGAAGUCAUGGAACAGCAGACCAUCUCCAUCAGCAAGGCUGGAAUUACCACCACUUUGAACGCCCGCACGUCGAUUCUUGCCGCCGCUAACCCGCUCUACGGUCGUUACAACCCUCGCCUGUCGCCCAUCGAGAACAUCAACCUCCCUGCUGCGCUAUUGUCGCGUUUCGAUGUUCUCUUCCUCAUUCUUGAUACCCCAUCGCGAGACUCGGACGAAGAGCUCGCCCGCCACGUUACUCAUGUACACAUGCACAACGCUCACCCUGAAGCCCCUGGAGGCAUCAUCUUCAGCCCAGCUGAAGUACGUCAAUGGGUUGCUCGUGCGCGAUCAUACCGACCGACGGUGCCCAAAGAGGUCUCGGACUACAUGGUCGGUGCCUACGUACGCAUGCGACAGCAGCAGAAGCGCGACGAUGGAAACAAGAAGGCCUUCACCCACACCUCGCCACGUACACUGCUUGGCGUACUCCGUCUUGCACAGGCUCUCGCACGUUUACGGUUCGCCGACCAGGUCAUCUCAGAGGACGUGGACGAGGCUCUACGUCUUACUGAAGUCAGCAAAGCCAGCUUGUACGCGGAUGAGAACCGUAGAGACGAUCACACCCCGAACAGCAAGAUCUACCACCUCAUCAAAAGCAUGGAAGCAAGUGGUGCUGCUGCCGUUGGUGAUGGUACGCGAGGCGAACUGGACCUGCGCAGGGUCAGGGAGAGAGUCUUGGCCAAGGGUUUCACAGCAGACCAGUUCGAGUCUGCUAUUGACGAAUAUUCCAUGCUUGAUGUUUGGCAAACAACUGGCGAAGGCACGCGACUCGUCUUCAUUGAAGCCGGAGAAGACGAAGAUAUGGACGCUGACAACGACUUCUAA
Molecule: messenger RNA, 2433 nt
Organism: Pyrenophora tritici-repentis Pt-1C-BFP
Lineage: Eukaryota; Fungi; Ascomycota; Dothideomycetes; Pleosporales; Pleosporaceae
Product: DNA replication licensing factor MCM7
Biological process (GO): DNA strand elongation involved in DNA replication; DNA replication initiation; double-strand break repair via break-induced replication
Cellular component (GO): nucleus; MCM complex
Molecular function (GO): single-stranded DNA helicase activity; ATP binding; ATP hydrolysis activity
Source: RefSeq, a predicted model, not a curated record